CAGUCGUUCUCAGCGCGCUUUACAAACCCUCUACUGCCGUGAGAACUGCGCAUGGGAAUAACAUUAAUUUCCCCAAAAUGCAUCGCGAGCUGAAGCUCCUUCCUCUUUCCGCCAUAUUGCAGAACUGGCAUCAUGGUUCGCAUGAACGUUCUCGCCGAUGCGCUCAAAAGCAUCAACAAUGCGGAGAAACGUGGGAAACGCCAGGUGCUGAUCCGGCCGUGCUCUAAAGUCAUUGUGCGCUUCCUUACCGUCAUGAUGAAGCACGGCUACAUUGGCGAGUUCGAGAUUAUCGACGAUCACAGAGCUGGAAAAAUAGUUGUUAAUCUCACAGGCAGGCUGAACAAGUGUGGUGUCAUCAGCCCCCGAUUCGACCUGCAGCUUAAGGAUUUGGAGAAGUGGCAGAACAACCUCUUGCCUUCUCGACAGUUCGGGUACAUUGUGAUGACCACCUCAGCUGGCAUCAUGGACCAUGAAGAAGCCAGACGGAAACACACAGGAGGCAAAAUCCUUGGAUUCUUUUUCUAAAUGUGUACAGUCUUGCAAAUAAAACAAAUUCCAGUGGACCGUU
This is a messenger RNA of Anguilla anguilla (European eel), 568 nucleotides long. RefSeq names its product 40S ribosomal protein S15a-like. Gene Ontology annotation, biological process: translation. The transcript has 5 exons. The record is from RefSeq and is a predicted model, not a curated record. Gene Ontology annotation, molecular function: structural constituent of ribosome. The coding region runs from base 133 to 525 and encodes 130 amino acids. Lineage: Eukaryota; Metazoa; Chordata; Actinopteri; Anguilliformes; Anguillidae. Gene Ontology annotation, cellular component: ribosome; cytosolic small ribosomal subunit.